AACAGGGUACCUAACAACAGAAACCGACGUUUAGUUUAGACUAGAAAAAUACUGGUAUUAGUUUUGGAUCAUAUAACACGUUUAUACUGUUAUACAGUAAUCUACUAUUCCAACAGAUGGAACUUAUUCGCAUUAUCUGGGUGAUGUGUUUACUAAGCAUAGCCCAAGGAAGGGAGAUUGGUUUCAGUAGAUUUGAUUUCAAGAAACUAUCUGCUAACGGUAAUUCCAAUCUCAAUGUCAUGAACUUUGGUGCUGUUGGAAAUGGCAUAGUUGAUGACUCCAAAGCUUUUCUAAAUGCAUGGACACAGAUGUGUAAUGGUACUACGGGUCACAUGACAACCCUAAUCGUACCACAGGGGAGAACGUUCUUAUUGAGUCCUACAAUAUUCAACGGUCCUUGCAGAGUAACAUAUCCUGUUGUGCAGGUUGAUGGGAAAAUUAUUGCACCAGUAAAGGGUGCUUGGAAUGGUAAGCCAGAUAGAUGGAUUUCAUUCACAAAUGUGUAUCGUCUCACCAUUAAGGGAUCAGGUCAGAUUGAUGGUCAAGGUUCAACUUGGUGGGAUCGACCUGAUGAAAUGAGACCAACGGCAUUAACAUUGGGAUACUGUAUGGGUUGUCUAUUGAGGGGAUUAACGCAUCUAAAUAGCCCAAGAAAUCACAUCAGCAUAUUCGGUUGUCGUGAACUAGUCGUUUCUCAUGUAAACAUAAUUGCUCCUGAAAACAGCUAUAAUACCGAUGGUAUUGAUAUUAGUCGUUCCAAAGGCAUCCGCGUCCAAGAUUCGUUCAUCGGAACCGGUGAUGAUUGUGUUGCUCUAGGUGAUGGAAGCAAGUAUAUCAAUAUUACUAACGUGCAUUGUGGUCCUGGACAUGGCGUAAGUAUUGGAAGCUUAGGAGCUAAUGGGAGUGAGCAAAGAGUGGAACACGUGCAUGUUCGAAAUGUUCAUUUUAACGGAACUAUGAACGGAGCAAGGAUCAAGACAUGGGAAGGUGGCAAAGGAUACGCAAAACGGAUAUCAUUUGAUGGGAUUACCCUUGAAAAUGUGUAUAAUCCGGUUAUCAUUGAUCAACACUACUUCAACAAACGCAGCAGCCAAAGGUCUGCGGUUCAAAUUAGCGAUGUAGUGUUCAGAGGAAUUCGUGGAACUUCGACAAAUGCUGUAGUGAUAAAUCUAAAUUGUAGUGAGGUUAUUCCAUGCACAAACAUUGUCUUGGAUAACAUUGGCAUUCGAUCAACAAAACGGGGAGCCAUGGCCUCUUCCUACUGUGCGCAUGUUCAUGGAGCAGUAUCAAAGACAUCUCCAAAUGUUCCUUGUCUACUAUAAUAAUUUGUUUUAAAAUAUUGCAUUUGCAGGUAUUAGAAAACAUUAUUAAUCUUUUUUGUUGUUUGUUUUAGAGAA
Messenger RNA from Papaver somniferum (opium poppy), 1397 nucleotides. Its product is annotated as probable polygalacturonase At3g15720. The coding region runs from base 117 to 1322 and encodes 401 amino acids. The transcript has 9 exons. Gene Ontology annotation, molecular function: polygalacturonase activity. Gene Ontology annotation, biological process: carbohydrate metabolic process. Lineage: Eukaryota; Viridiplantae; Streptophyta; Magnoliopsida; Ranunculales; Papaveraceae. The record is from RefSeq and is a predicted model, not a curated record.